This is a messenger RNA of Triticum dicoccoides, 628 nucleotides long. RefSeq names its product subtilisin-chymotrypsin inhibitor-2A-like. The coding region runs from base 242 to 466 and encodes 74 amino acids. The record is from RefSeq and is a predicted model, not a curated record. The transcript has a single exon. Gene Ontology annotation, biological process: response to wounding. Gene Ontology annotation, molecular function: serine-type endopeptidase inhibitor activity. Lineage: Eukaryota; Viridiplantae; Streptophyta; Magnoliopsida; Poales; Poaceae.
UAUUUCCACUUCUAUAUGCUUUCUGGCAAUAAGUUUCUCUGUAUGCAUCAUCCUCAUACAGAGGCCGGGGUUAUCCUUCUUUUCGAAAAAUGAUAUAUGACUAGCAUUAGCAUUAUUUUGAUCCGUAGUCUGAACCAAAAAAGAAAGACGAUUUGAUGAACUGUUUGGGACAACUGUUACUGUGAUUUGUAGUCUGAACUGAACUAUUUUGAUCAAUUGUUUGCAGCUCACCGAAUCGAGGAUGAGCUGCGCCGUCCCAGAAGCCCCCGCCGGAGAGGAGAAGAAGACUUCAUGGUCGGAGGUAGUGGGAAAGUCCAUUGAGGAGGCCAAGGCGAUCAUCCUUAAGGACAUGCCUGACGCUGGCAUCGAUGUCCUUCCUGCUGGCUCGGUGAUGACCCUCGACUUCAGGACCAACCGUGUCCGCAUCAUCGUCGACACUGUCACGACCACCCCUUCCUUUGGUUAGCAAGCUUUGCUAGCAAGAGAUAAAAUGGAUGCACUUAUGCAUGCUGAUGAAUAAGUAGUUUCAGUAAUCAUGAAUGAAUAAAUACACGCUGACCAAUGGCGUGUGUCGAUGUACUUAUGGUUCAAUGGACUCCAGUUAUUUUUAGUUUAUGAGAUGUCGGCU